Messenger RNA from Panonychus citri (citrus red mite), 3254 nucleotides. RefSeq names its product exportin-2-like (gene Cse1). Gene Ontology annotation, biological process: protein export from nucleus; protein import into nucleus. The coding region runs from base 177 to 3104 and encodes 975 amino acids. The transcript has a single exon. Gene Ontology annotation, cellular component: nuclear envelope; cytosol. The record is from RefSeq and is a predicted model, not a curated record. NCBI's taxonomy places the organism in Eukaryota, Metazoa, Arthropoda, Arachnida, Trombidiformes, Tetranychidae. Gene Ontology annotation, molecular function: nuclear export signal receptor activity; small GTPase binding.
UAGAAAAAAAAUUUUCAAAUUCUGAUUGUGAUUGUGAUUCUUUUUCUUAAUUAACAAUUUUAACAAUUUGUUGAAUUAGUUUCUUUCUUGUUGAUUUGUUCUCUGUAAUUUGGAUUCAUCAUCUCUUUGUCUCUCUUAUUCUCAAGUGAAUUGUGUGCUACUAUUUCUCUUUCAUCAUGGAGAUUAACGAUACCAACAUGGAGGCAUUGGCUCAAUUUUUAUCUCAAACAUUGUCUCCUGAUCCAAAUAUUAGGCGACCUGCUGAGAAAUAUUUACAAACAAUUGAGGGUAAUGCUAAUUAUCCUAUUCUAUUGUUGACACUUAUCGAUAAGCAACAGAUUGAUAUGAAUACCCGAGUUGCCGGUUCGCUUGUGUUUAAAAAUUUUGUUAAACGUAAUUGGCGUUGUGAUGAUGAUGCUUCUGAUAAAAUAUCACAAGCAGAUAGAAAUAUGGUUAAAUCAUUGAUCAUCGGGUUAAUGUUGAAAAGUGAUGAAAAGAUUCAACGACAAUUAUCUGAGGCUGUUAGUAUAAUUGGUAGAGAAGAUUUUCCUGCUCGAUGGCCAAAUUUGUUAGAUGAGAUGGUUAACCGAAUGCAAAAUUGUGGAGGUGAUUUUGCUGUAAUCAAUGGUAUUCUUCAAACAGCUCAUUCAUUGUUUAAAAGAUAUCGACAUGAAUUUAAAUCUCAAGAGCUUUGGUCGGAGAUUAAAUAUGUUUUAGACAAUUUUGCCAAACCUUUUACCGAUUUAUUCACUGCAACCGUUUCACUGGCCAGAAGUCAGGCCACUAAUCCUGCUGCUUUGAAAAUAAUUUUCAGUUCUCUUGUGCUGUGUGUGAAAAUUUUCAAUUCACUUAAUGCUCAAGAUCUUCCAGAGUUUUUUGAGGAUAACAUUUCUAUCUGGAUGUCUCAUUUCUCUGAGCUUAUUUCUGUUGAUCAUGCAUGUCUAAAAACAGAUGAUGAAGAAGAGGCUGGUCUACUUGAGCAACUUAAAUCGCAAAUUUGUGACAACAUUUCAAUGUAUGCACAAAAGUAUCACGAUGAAUUUGCAAGUUAUUUACCCAAUUUUGUGCAAAAUGUUUGGACUUUACUGAGUACAAUUGGCCUUCAACCUAAAUACGAUAUUCUUGUUAGUAAUGCGAUUCGCUUCUUGUCAACUGUUGUUGAUCGACCUCAAUAUAAAGGUUUAUUCCAAGAUCCCAGUGUUCUUGAUUCAUUUUGCUCCAAUGUCAUUAUACCAAACAUGCAAUUCCGAGAAUCAGAUGCAGAAAUGUUUGAAGAUGAUCCAGAGGAAUAUAUUAGACGAGACAUUGAAGGUUCUGAUACUGAUACCCGUCGGCGAGCUGCUUGUGAUUUAGUUAAAUCAUUGAGUCGACACUUUGAGGCUCAAAUAACUUCAGUGUUUAGCCAAUAUAUUCAAGCCAUGUUAACUAAUUUCACAGUUGAUCCACAACAAAAUUGGAAAAACAAAGACGUCGCUAUUUACCUUGUAACCGCUUUAUCUGUUAAAGGAGCCACCUCUCAAUCGGGUGUUACUCAAACAUCAUCAUUGGUUAAUAUUGUUGAAUUUUACUCUACCGUAAUUAAACCCGAUCUGGAAAGAGAAAACCUCAACUAUAUUCCAGUUCUUCGAGCUGAUGCAUUAAAAUACAUUAUGACCUUUAGGAAUCAAUUACCAUUAGAGGAAGUUAUAAUUCCCUCCCUACCAAUCAUAAUUGCUCAUCUCGCUGCUCCAAGUAUUGUUGUUCACUCGUAUGCAGCUCAUGCCAUUGAAAGGUUAUUCACAAUGAGAGAGGGAACCACCAACAUCCCUCGAGUGAAAAUUGCCUACAUUCAAAAUUUGAUUACUCCCCUGAUCACCGGUCUAUUUAAUGUGUUUAACAUUGAAGGUUCAUUGGAAAAUCAAUACGCAAUGAAAGCAAUUAUGAGAACAUUAAGUCUUCUCCAAGCUCAAGUGAUUCCCUAUUUUGAUCUAAUUUUACCUCGAAUGACGGAAAAAUUAACUCAAACAGCCAAGAACCCAAGCAAACCUCACUUUAAUCACUAUCUAUUUGAAUCACUUUCCAUUUGUAUUAAAGUUGGAGCCAAAGCUAACAUUGAAUCUAUCGCUAAUUUUGAAGCUAUCCUGUUCCCUGUAUUCCAGAAUAUUUUCAUUCAAGAUGUCCAAGAAUUCAUGCCUUACAUUUUCCAAAUAAUGUCACUUCUCCUUGAGGCUCGACCCUCAAGUUCACCUGUACCCGCUCAUUAUAUUGAAAUAUUUCCCCACCUUUUGGUACCCAUACUUUGGGAUAGACCGGGUAACAUUCACCCUCUGGUUCGACUUCUUCAAGCUUACAUUGAGAAAUGUUCUCAACAAAUUAUCGAAUCAGGAAAAUUGGAAGCUCUUCUCGGUGUUUUCCAAAAACUAAUCGCCUCCAAAAACAACGACCAUGAAGGUUUCUACCUACUACAAACCCUCAUGGAGAAUCUAAGUGAAGAUAUUUUAACACCUUAUUGGAAUCGAGUUUUACUUUUACUCUUCAACCGAUUAACCAAUUCAAAGACCGUUAAAUUUGUCCGAUCUUUUCUCAUUUUUACCUCUCUCUUUGCCUACAAGUAUGGUGUCCAAAAUUUGACUACCCUGAUCGAAGGCAUUCAAACCAAUAUGUUCGCCAUGGUAAUUGAAAGACUAUACAUUCCGGAAGUUCAGAAAGUAUCAGGAACUUUGGAAAGAAAAAUAUGUGCCAUUGGAAUGACGGAAAUUCUUAAAUCACCUCUUCUUCUUGAAUCGUCAUCACCCCAAUUAUGGAUCACUUUUCUAACCAGUUUAAUUGCUCUAUUUGAAUUACCGGAAGAUGAAAAUGUACCCGAAGAUGAACAUUUCGUUGAGAUUGAAGAUACUCCAGGUUAUCAAGCUUCUUAUGCUCAAUUGGUAUUUGCUGGUAAAAAGGAAGACGAUCCAUUUAAAGGAACCAUAACUGAUGCUAAAUUAUAUCUCGCCACACAAUUAAGCCAAUUGUCUCAAAAAUAUCCACCUAAUCAUUUCAAUUUACUUCUAAAUGGUAUGGAUCAAGAAGCGAGAAAACAUUUAAUUGUUUACAUGGAAAAAGCUAAUGUUCGUUUCGCCUAAUCAACGUACUAUUAAUACUAUUGUUAAUCUCAAAUUGAAUUAACAAUUUAAUUGAUAAAAAUCUAAUGGGUUUGCCUCAUUAAAUUUUCAAUCAACGAUUUCAACUUGACGUUAUUCAAUUCAUCGAUUAAACGUUAAUUGUUAACACAA